CCGACUGAACCGUAAGGUGGCGAUGUGUUCACGAGACAGCCACAGAUGUAAACUGUAGCGCGGAUUAAGCGGAGUUUGCAGAGCACACAACUGAAAGUGCACGGCUGCUGUGACUAAACUCACGUCUGGAGCUCCUGGAAAAGAGGAAAAAAUUAGAACGACCCUGAGACAUAUUUAGUUUGAGGAACAUGAAAGGUUCGUCUUUUUCUUUCUCUACCCACCUGACCUGGACUGUGGCCAUUCGAAGCCACUUUUCACUUUAAGUGUUUCUCCUGUUUAACGCAAGCUGAGUCAAAUUUACUAUUUUAACUUGACUUGACAUGUUUCGAAGGUGUGUUUCCCCUUUGGCUCUAACUGCUCACAGUUAGAAAACAGCCCAUAGCGAUUAAAGCUCGUCUUUUAUGUAUUUGAGGCAUAAAUCUGAACUGCAUCCAGUGGCCCCUCCUCUUUGAGCUGCUACCAAACAGCAGAGAGCUGCGAGUCAGUCUGACACCAGACCCAGAGGCAGACAGAAGAUCUCCAGAGACCGCACUGCCUCCUCUCGGGAUCGAGCUGGAAAACUGGGAGAAACUCACAUGUGUUGGACUUGGCGGUAAUAAGAUCGCACUCGUGAUUUCUGCUUGACUUUAUCUUUGUCUUAACCUGCUGCUAAACUAUGGAAGUUGUGAGUUGUAAACACUCUGGUCCAGUAGAAGCUGUAGAUCGGUGUAUCCCUCUGUUAUUGGUAGUUUGAGGCGUUUAUAUAGGAGUCUUCACAAUGGUGGAACCGUUGGGGUUUGUGGAGGCAUGGAGAGCCCAGUUCCCUGAGUCUGAUCCGCCUAAAAUGGACCUUGGCUCCCUGGGGCAUAUUGAACAGGAGUUGGACAAAUGCAAGUCCUCCAUCCGUCACUUGGAGAAAGAAGUCAACAAGGAGCGUUUUCGGAUGAUCUACCUUCAGACUCUUCUGGCUAAAGAGAGGAAAUCCUAUGAUGGACAGAGAUGGGGGUUUAAAAAGAUGCCAUCAAUGAAUGACAGAGAUCUGCCCAGCGGUGGGUCAGAAGACAGGAGGUCGUACACUGAAGAGGCACCGAGAGAUGAGGAGAAGCAGAGAGGCUCCUGCAAGACUCAGAGGAACACAGGACAUCCAGAGGAGGUGGUGGAUGGUUUGUGUCUGGCGAAACAGAAAGAAAGGAUGUCGCCUGUUCGUCAUGACCCCGAGCCCUCUGACUUCCCAGUUGGCACAGGGUCUGUGGCGGCUCUGAGAUCCAACUUCGAGCGCAUCAGGAGAGCCAACUCUCACACAGCCGGAGACAGCAGAGGGUUGUCGGUGAUGGGGAGCCAGGAGAAGCCUUUCUACGUGAACAUGGAGUACCAUCACGAGCGAGGCCUGGUCAGGGUGAACGACAAGGAGGUCUCGGAUAAGAUCAGCACCCUGGGCAGCCAGGCCAUGCAGAUGGAGCGGAAGAGGUCCCUGCAUUCCCUGCCAGGGAACCUGUCUGCUGCUGCGGGGGACCUUGCCAAGCCUGUCCAGAGAGGCAAGUCCACUGAAGGGAGCUACAGCUUCAAUGGGUCGCCCGACGACCCGGAGGUCAGCCCACACUUCCUGAAAGCCGGGGCGAUCAGGUCCGGCGAGGGGAGGCCGGACAGACAGCCGGUGGAGUGCCAGCCUUACACCAGCGUGUAUGUCGGAGGAAUUAUGGGGGAAGGGGACACUCGGGUGAUCCACAUCAGGGACCGCAGCAUGGACGAGGAUCCUCACCUCACCUGGCCCAGGCGCUCCUACUCUCCCGGGAGCUUCGACGAUGUCGGGGGCGGCUACACACCGGACUGCAGCUCCAAUGAGAACCUGACCUCCAGCGAGGAGGACUUCUCCUCCGGCCAGUCCAGCCAAGUGUCUCCCAGCCCGACCACCUACCCUAUGUUCAGGGAGAAGAGCCGCUCUCCCUCCCAACACUCCCAGCUGUCCAUCGACAGUGGCAGCCCGCCCACCCCUCUGUCCCAGAAAUGUCUGAAGCAGCAGGGCGUCCCCUCCAUCGGUGUCCGUAAGAGGGGCCCCAUGUGGCCCAGUGAUGGGGACUCCACCACAUCCAGCAGGACCUCCCAUGACAACAGUGUUCAAGGAGAUCUGGACAUGGAAAACCCUCCGUCUUACGGCUACGACCUGGAGCUUUCCGAGGAGCACCCGCCUCGCCACGAGCCUCUGUCCUUCAGCGGCUCGCCGUCCUCCUCGCCGCGGCUCCGCUCCAAGAGCCGGAACAGCCGGGACACACAGUCGUCCGGUUCUCUGGAGUCCACGCAGUCGGUGGAGCUGGAACAGGAAAAGGGGCAGGAGAUGAGGAAGUGGGUUCUGUCUGGGAUCCUGGCCAGCGAAGAAACAUACCUCAGCCACCUGGAAGCCCUGCUGAUACCCAUGAAGCCCCUGAAGGCGGCAGCCACCACCUCCCAGCCGAUGCUGACCAUCCAGCAGAUAGAGACCAUCUUCUUCAACGUGCCUGAGCUCCACGAGAUCCACAAGGACUUCUACGACGCUCUGCUGCCCAGAGUCCAAGACUGGAGCCACCAGCAGUGUGUGGGCGACCUCUUCCAGAAGCUGGCCAGCCAGCUCGGGGUGUACCGGGCCUUCGUGGACAACUAUAAGGUUGCCGUGGAGACGGCAGACAAGUGCUGCCAGGCCAACGCGCAGUUUGCAGAGAUAUCUGAGGAUCUCAAGGUUAAAAGCACAAAGGAUUGCAAAGACCAGUCUGCCAAAUAUUCUCUGGAAACUCUCCUCUACAAACCUGUGGACAGGGUGACACGCAGCACUCUUGUUCUCCAUGACCUGCUGAAGCACACGCCCUCCGGUCAUCCAGACUACCCGCUGUUGCAGGAUGCCCUCCGCAUCUCUCAGAACUUUUUGUCCAGUAUUAAUGAAGAGAUCACCCCACGCAGACAGUCUAUGACUGUUAAAAAGGGAGAGAACCGGCAGCUGCUAAGGGAUCGCUUCAUGGUGGAGCUGGUGGAAGGGUCCAGGAAACUCCGUCACGUCUUCCUCUUCACCGACCUGCUGCUCUGCACCAAGCUGAAGAAACAGGCUGCAGGAAAAGGGCAACAGUAUGACUGCAAAUGGUACAUCCCGCUGGCCGACGUGACCUUCCAAACCAUCGAUGACUGUGAGUCCAGUCCCAUCCCUCUGGUCCAAGACGAGGAGAUCGAUGCGAUGAAGAUCAAGAUUUCCCAGAUCAAGCAUGAAAUCCAGAGAGAGAGGAGGACGACGAAAGGAGCUAAAGCCAUAGAGCGGCUGAAGAAGAAGUUGUCUGAGCAAGAGUCGCUGCUGCUGCUCAUGUCCCCCAACAUGGCGUUCAGAGUGGCCAACAGAAACGGCAAAGGAUUCACAUUUCUGAUCUCCUCUGAUUACGAGCGGGCAGAGUGGAGGGAGAUAAUUCGCGAGCAGCAGAAGAAGUGCUUUAAGAGCUUCUCCUUGACCUCUCUGGAGCUGCAGAUGCUCACAAACUCAUGUGUGAAGCUCCAGACUGUUCACUCUAUCCCAAUUACCAUGAGUAAGGAAGAUGACGAAUCCUCUGGUCUGUACGGCUUCCUGAACGUCAUCGUCCACUCUGCCUCUGGACUCAAACAAAGCUUAAAUCUGUACUGCUCCCUGGAGGUGGACUCCUAUGGCUACUUCGUCAACAAAGCCAAGACCCGUGUGCACAGAGACUCCACAGAGCCCAACUGGAACGAGGAGUUUGAGAUCGAGUUGGAGGGCUCUCAGACCCUGAGGCUGCUGUGCUACGAGAAGUGCUGCGCCAAAACCAAGCAGAGCAAAGAGGAGGGAGAGAUGACGGAUAAGAUUGUGGCCAAAGGACAAAUAAAGUUGGAUCCUCAAACUCUGCAGAAUAAAGACUGGCAGAGGACGGUGAUUGCCGUGAAUGGGAUCGAGGUGAAGCUGUCGAUGAGGUUCACCAGCAGGGAGUUCAGCUUGAAGCGAAUGCCGUCACGGAAACAGUCUGGAGUCUUCGGAGUGAAAAUCCACGUAGUCACAAAGCGCGAACGCUCCAAAGUCCCGCUCAUCGUUCGCCAGUGUGUGGAGGAGAUCGAGAGACGUGGGAUGGACGAAGUGGGGAUAUACAGAGUGUCCGGUGUUGCUACCGACAUCCAGGCCUUGAAAGCCGCUUUUGACUCAAACAACAAGGACGUGUGCGUGAUGAUGAGGGAGAUGGACGUGAACGCCAUCGCUGGAACGCUGAAGCUGUAUUUCCGCGAGCUGCCGGAGCCUCUCUUCACCGACGAGUUGUAUCCCAACUUUGCCGGAGGGAUCGCUCUCUCAGACAGCGUGGCCAAGGAGAGCUGCAUGCUCAACCUGCUGCUGUCUCUGCCAGAGCCAAAUCUGGUGACGUUCGUCUUUCUGCUCGAUCACCUGAAGAGGGUGGCUGAAAAUGAGAGCAUCAACAAGAUGUCUUUGCACAAUCUGGCUACUGUUUUCGGUCCCACUUUGCUUCGACCUUCGGAAAAAGACAGCAAACUCCCGUCCACCUCCCAGCCCAUCUCCAUGAACGACAGCUGGUCUCUUGAGGUCAUGGCUCAGGUUCAGGUCCUUCUCUAUUUCCUUCAGCUGGAGAGCAUUCCAGCCCCCGACAGCAAGCGGCAAAGCCUCCUCUUCUCUACGGAAGUAUGACAGGAACACGACAAACCUGGACCGUAACGACUCUGCUCUGAGGAAGAAUGUCCGGCUCCCGUUGCCCGUACUUCUGUUAGCCACCAGGAGGCGCCAUCAACCUCUGUUAAAACUGGAAACAACCACCGCAAUCAAAGCCAUUUCUUUGGGAGCUAAGCUUGUGGUCUGUUUACGUCAACCUGCUGUGUCAGAAAAAAAAAGACUUCCCUUUAAGAUCUAUAGGUGGAAUAUAUCAUUCCUUUAUUUGUAAAAUUUAAUUUAAAUCUGAAGAAGCAAUAUUUCCUGUGCUCUGUUCUGUCUGUGUGCACAUUAUCUCCAUAUUCACACUGGAGUUUUUUCUUUUCUUUUUGCUAUUUCUGGAUUUUUAUAAGAUUUAUUUCUGGCUGUGGAUGGCUUGAUGAAGAUAUCUAUAUAUAUAUCUAUAUCUAUCUAUCUAUAUAUAUAUAUAUAUAUAUAGAUAGAUAGAUAUAGAUAUAUAUAUACCCCCACCCACCCCAGUUUAAAUUCACCUGUGCCAACCUUCCCAUCUGAUGACCAAUAGAGCUUUUCUGUCCUCCUUAUGUUUACACCGUCUAAAUUUUGUACAGAGACUAAAGCUGAAGGCAACAUGCAGGCAUGUUGAGUCAACCGGUCGACGUUUUGUGUUUUCUGUGAAUUUCUGUUUCUCUUGUUUGUUUUCCCAGAUGAGCUACAGGGUGGAUAUGAGUGUUUUUGUUUUUUCGUUGUUGUUUUUUUGAAAGGAAAAUCACUCCAGAAAAUCUACCCUAACACUUUACUCUGCCUAACAUAGAAUGUAUACCAUGCUGUGUGUAAUGUCAACUACAAAGCCAUCUUUCUGUCUGCAUUCCAGAACUGUUCACCUUUCUUUUUUUUUCUUUAGAUUGUGUCUGCAAGCUGAACUUCAUAUUAUGUUGCAUUCCUUCUUUGUAGUCUGCCACAGUUGUAGAAAUAACGGCAUUUUCUGAAAACACUAUUUAUCUGUAGGACAAUCGAAGCGCAGUACUUCACUCACACCCAGCCUCCUUCACAGUUCUCACAGAAGUCUGUGGAAAAAAAAAUGCAAAUCUCUACAACUAGUCAAACACAAACUGUAAUCUUAAAAGCUUUUGAUUCAUGUUAAACAAGCAAUAAUUCUUAGUGAUGGUUAGGAUUUCCUUGUACCAUAUGUUUGAUUUGUGUAAAUAAAAACUUCAAAACCUUU
Xiphophorus hellerii (green swordtail) is the source of this 5831-nucleotide messenger RNA. RefSeq names its product breakpoint cluster region protein. The record is from RefSeq and is a predicted model, not a curated record. Lineage: Eukaryota; Metazoa; Chordata; Actinopteri; Cyprinodontiformes; Poeciliidae. Gene Ontology annotation, biological process: intracellular signal transduction; positive regulation of GTPase activity; protein phosphorylation. The transcript has 23 exons. Gene Ontology annotation, molecular function: guanyl-nucleotide exchange factor activity; protein serine/threonine kinase activity; GTPase activator activity. Bases 758 to 4630 code for a protein of 1290 amino acids. Gene Ontology annotation, cellular component: membrane.